GCGAGGUGUUCAAUUAAGCUUAAAAACUAAUUUCAAAUUGAGCAAAAAACACCUUUGGCGUGCUGAUCAAUUAAACCGCCUAAAAAUUGAUUUGCUCUACAAUAUCUAUUUACAUCGACACAAAGCUUCAGCUUAUACAGGCUUUACAGUGUUUGAAUUCAAUAAAUUCAAGCUGUUUUCGGAGAGUUCAGAGCUGCUUAAGUCACCCUCUAUAUAGCUAGUCAGCUAUCAAAGAUGUUUCUAGCUGUCAGUUUGUUACUCCUCGGAGUGGGAAUGGUGUCGAGUAAUCCCGUAAAGCAGCAGCCAGUUGAUCCGGAGUCCUUUUUCUGGAUAAAGGAAGAACCACGAUGCGAGGAAGUAACGGACCCUAAUGAUACUUGGCUGAAGCACAAAAACAACAUCUGUUAUAACUGUGAAUGUUUUGAACGCGAUGCACUCUGUAAAAGGGUUGAUGUAGAGUGCCCAUUAACACUGAGUUGUCCAGCUCCUGUCAUACCACCAGUGGAGGAAUGCAAAUGUCCACAUUGCGAACCAGGACCAACUACAGGACCAACUCCGCCAUUAACAAUCAAGAUAACUGAAACGGAGGGAACGCCGACCACAGAAUAUGAUUCUUAAUUCCCCUGAUGGCAAGUGGAACGCGUAAGAUACAGUACAAGCAAAAUUAAAAUUGUUCACUGAAGCAAUUCCUUAUGCAAAGCAGUGACAUCUUUUAAUUAUCGUAGUGCUAAAAAGCUCAUUUAUUUACCCUAUGUAUCCAAUAGAUAAAUAGCUAUGAAUAAAGAAUUUCGAAAGCA
Molecule: messenger RNA, 797 nt
Organism: Orbicella faveolata
Lineage: Eukaryota; Metazoa; Cnidaria; Anthozoa; Scleractinia; Merulinidae
Source: RefSeq, a predicted model, not a curated record